AUGGAGAACUUGAGGGAAACCAUCUCUGAAUGGCCGGAUUCCGGCGCGCGCAACGACGCUGACGAUGACGACCAAGGCUCGGAAUAUGAGCUCCUCAUGGACCCUAAUCUGCCAGAGGGGCAUGAAUCACGCCGCCGUUCACAGGCUGACGACGGCUUGUCAGACGACGAGUCCAAGAGAGGGGAUGAGCAGGAAGAAGAGGAAAACUCUCCGUAUCCAGAGGUUCGGGCGGCAGUUAACAACUUUGACGAGGAAAUGCCUUGCAAUACGGUUCGCGCGUGGACAAUUGGCUUGACCCUCGUCAUAUUUGGCGCUUCGAUGAACACAAUCUUUUCGCUACGCCAGCCCGCCAUCUCCAUUGGGCCUCUUGUUGCCCAGAUUGUUGCGUGGCCAAUUGGCCAUGGAUGGGCCAAGGUUGUCCCAGCACGGGAAUUCAAUUUCUUCGGCAUCAAGUGGAGUCUUAAUCCGGGUCCUUUCAACUGCAAGGAGCAUGCGAUUAUCGGAGUAAUGGCGUCUGUAUCCUUUUCGGUUGCUUAUUCGACAGAUAUCAUCUUGGCGCAGAUGGUUUUUUAUAAGCAGAACUUUGGGCUGCUAUACCAGAUCUUGCUUACUGUAUCCACGCAGUCGCUUGGAUAUGGAAUCGCUGGUGUCAUGCGUAAAUAUCUAGUGUAUCCCGCGUCGAUGAUUUGGCCUGCAAAUCUGGCUUCUGUCACAAUGAUGAACGCCAUGUAUGAGACAAGUGAUCAAAUAGAUCCGACCGUCUUUGGAGGUCGAUUGCCUAGAUAUACCUGGUUUGGCCUUGUUACUGCGGCAUCCUUUCUCUACUACUUCAUCCCCGGAUUCUUUGCACAGUUUCUGAGUGUCUUCGCCUUUGCGACGUGGAUGGCGCCUCAAAACCCGGUCAUUAACCAGCUUUUUGGUGGAAACACUGGCCUGUCCAUCAUACCCAUCACCUUUGACUGGACACAGGUAUCGGGAUAUAUCGGAUCCCCUCUUGUUUCUCCUUGGCACGCCAUUGCAAAUACCUUGAUCAGUGUCGUAGUAUUCUACAUUGGCUUAUCGGCCCUCCUCCACUACUCCGGGACAUGGUAUGCUUCAUUCCUGCCCAUGAGCGACGCCAGUAUAUACGACAACACUGGAGCAAAAUACAACAUUAGCCGCAUCGUGGACCCAGGUAUCAUUCUAAAUGAGGAGUCCUACAAGAAGUACUCUCCACUAUUCAUCAGUACCACCUUUGCCAUAUCAUACGGCAUGUCAUUCGCUGCCAUUUCCUCUCUCGUGGUAUAUACGUACCUCCACCACGGCAAGUACAUAUGGAAGCAGUACAUGAACAGCACCACCGAAAAGCCAGAUAUUCACAUGAAAUUGAUGAAAAAGUACAAGGAGGCGCCGACGUGGUGGUACCUCACCCUCUUCUCCAUCAUGCUGGCGUUGGGCUUCUAUACCGUGCUCGCCUACCCAACCAACCUCACCUGGUGGGCAUUCUUAUUGGCCGUGCUGAUAUCGUUUGGCUUCUCCUUGCCCAUUGGCAUCAUUCAAGCCGUGACCAAUAACCAGAUUGGCUUGAAUGUGCUUACGGAGUUUGUGUACGGCUACAUCCAGCCGGGACGACCGCUUGCGCUUAUGCUCUUCAAAACAUUUGGCUACAUUACUAUGUCCCAAGCGCUUAACUUCGUUUCUGAUCUCAAGUUUGGCCAUUACAUGAAGAUUCCUCCCAGGACAAUGUUCAUGGCCCAAGUCGUUGCUACGACUUACUCCUGCAUCAUUCAAGUCCUUGUUCUGAACACGGCCCUGAAUAUCAUCCCAGAUGUGUGCGACGAGCAGCAACCUGAGCGUUUCACUUGCCCAGGUGGGAGAGUUUUUUAUUCUGCAUCCGUCAUCUGGGGCCUCAUCGGUCCAGGGCGAAUAUUCUCCCCCGGCCAAAUCUACUCCGGCCUCUUCCUCUUCUUCAUCGUCGGCGCCAUCACCCCCGUCAUCAUCUACUACGCCGCCAAGAGGAACCCCAAAUCCCCAGUCAAAUAUCUCAUCGCGCCGCUCCUCUUUGGCGGCCCGGGCGCCAUCCCGCCCGCCACCCCUCUCAACUACUUCUCCUGGGGCAUCGUCGGCUUCGUCUUUCAGUUCUGGAUCAAGAAACGCCACUUCCGGUGGUGGAGCCGCUCCAACUUCUUGACGUCGUCUGGCUUGGAUCUGGGCCUGGCGCUGGCCACGCUCUUCAUCUUCUUUGGUCUGACGAUGCAGGGGAUUGAUCCGCCGAAGUGGUGGGGCAAUGAUGUCGUGACUACGACGAUGGAUUACCAAGGGACGGCUAUACGGGCACAUGUUGCGGAGGGGGAGCAUUUUGGCCCAAGCUCGUGGUGA
Molecule: messenger RNA, 2358 nt
Organism: Trichoderma atroviride IMI 206040
Lineage: Eukaryota; Fungi; Ascomycota; Sordariomycetes; Hypocreales; Hypocreaceae
Biological process (GO): transmembrane transport
Cellular component (GO): plasma membrane
Molecular function (GO): oligopeptide transmembrane transporter activity
Source: RefSeq, a predicted model, not a curated record